GCUCCCUCCUGGCCGAGUUCUUCUCGUUUUUCGGGGGGCUGGACCUGCCCCGGCUCCUCCUGUCUCCCCGCGAGGGCCGAGCGCUGCCCCGGCCCCCCCCCGGCGCUCUGGGGGGGCUCCGCCCGGGCCCCCUGACCCUGCAGGACCCCUUCGAGCUGAGCCACAACGUGGCCGCCAACGUCCCCCCCCGGGCCGUGUCGCGGUUCGGCCGCUGCUGCCGCGAGGCCGCCAAAUUCUGCCGCGGCCCCGAGUUCCGGCACCGACCCCGCCGGUCCGGCCGCCCCUGGGGGGUCCUGGGGCUCCUCCGGCCCGGGGGGGGCACCCCCGAGAGGGACGGGGGGGGCUUCGCCAUCCCCCUCCCGCUGCGGCCCCGCGGGGGUCCCGGGGGGGGCCCCGGGGGGUUCCGGGAGGUUUGUGGGGCCGUGGGGUUCGUGCUCCGGGACGUCCUGGGCUGUCACUGCGACCCCGGGGGGGAACGGGGGGGCCCGGGGGGGCCCGAGGACGGGGAGGAGCCGCCCCCGGGUCCGUCACACGCGGAGGAGUCACCGCCGGGGGCCGAAUGUCACCUCGGGGGGGGGACGGGACCUUCCCGGGGGGGAUCUGGGGGCGCGGGGGGGGCCGAGGAGCUGCCCGUGGGUCCGUCGGGAUCGCCGGGGUCCGGGGGUCCCCUCGGGGGGGCGGCGGGGGGAGAUUCCCGAGGGGAGCUCGGGCUGCUCCAGGGUCCGUCACCGGCCCCGGGCUCGAAGCGGCUCCGCCCCGAGGCCCCGAACGGCCCCGGAAUUCCCCCCGGGAAGCGCCCCCGGCCCCCCCCGCUGCUCCCCCCGUCCCUCUGGAGCUGCUCCGUCUGGCACCGGGUGUGGAGGGGCCGCCGCCGCCUCCGCCGCCGCCUCCGCGACCCCCGGGGGGGGCCCGGGGGGGGUCCUGGGGAAUGUCCCGGGGGGGCUCAGGGGCCCGGGGGGGGUCCUGGGGAAUGUCCCGGGGGGGCUCAGGGGCCCGGGGGGGGUCCUGGGGAAUGUCCCGGGGGGGCUCAGGGGCCCGGGGGGGGUCCUGGGGAAUGUCCCGGGGGGGCUCAGGGGCCCGGGGGGGGUCCUGGGGAAUGUCCCGGGGGGGCUCAGGGGCCCGGGGGGGGUCCCGAGGAUCCUGGGGGGGGUCCCGGGCGGGACCCGCUGGCGCUGGAGCGGGCGGUGACCGAGGCCAUCGUGCGGGGGGACACCGGGGACCCCCUCGGGAACCCCCCCGGGACCCCCCCCGGGGCCCUCCCGGAGCCGCUGCUGCGCUUCCAGGCCCGCGCCCGCCGGGGGGGGUCGCGCCGGGACCCCCAAGUGCUGCUGCGGCUCCGGCCCAUCCCCGACCCCCCCCCGCCGCUUUUCCACGAGUUUUUCCACUUCCUGAGGAGUUUCCUGCCCGAAAUGGUUCGGCAGCGCCUGGGAAUGGGGCGGGGGGAGGGGGGCGCGGACCCCCCCGAGGGGGGGGAGUUUUGUACGUCCUGAGUUUUUCCAGUAAAAUCCGUUUUGCAGUUGGCUCCUGCCUGGGGGGGAAUUUUGGGGA
Molecule: messenger RNA, 1548 nt
Organism: Lepidothrix coronata (blue-crowned manakin)
Lineage: Eukaryota; Metazoa; Chordata; Aves; Passeriformes; Pipridae
Product: collagen alpha-1(I) chain-like
Exons: 2
Source: RefSeq, a predicted model, not a curated record